AUGAAUUUGAACUUUGUUAACAGGAUCAGGUUUUUAACUAUAUUUGCUUUGAAGAAACAGCAGGAUUUGAGGAAACAGCCUCUACAAAUAUCCAUGAGGAACCACAGCACCAUCACCGAGUUCAUCCUCACUGGGCUGUCAGACGACCCCUACAUCCAGGCUCUGCUCUUUGUGCUCUUCCUGGUGAUUUACCUCCUGACCAUGAUGGGGAACCUGACGAUGCUGCUGCUGAUCAGGGCUGACUCCCACCUCCACACGCCCAUGUACUUCUUCUUGAGUAAUCUAUCAUUCCUAGACCUCUGCUUCUCUUGUGUCACUCUGCCCAAGCUCCUGAAGGACCUCCUGUUUGAGAGGAAGACCAUCUCCAUAGAGGGCUGCCUGACUCAGGUCUUCUUUGUGUUUUUCUCUUCAGGAACUGAAGCCUGUCUACUCUCAGUGAUGGCCUAUGACUGCUAUGCUGCAAUCUGCCACCCCCUGCACUAUGGCCAGGUGAUGAGCACCCAGCUCUGUGUGAGGCUGGUGUUGAUCUCAUGGGGCCUGGCCUGUCUCAAUGAAUUUGUCAUUGUGCUCCUGGCUAUUAGCCUGGAUUUCUGUGAUGCCCAAACCAUCCACCACUACACCUGUGAGCUGCCUGCCCUCUUCCCCCUGUCUUGUUCUGAUAUCUCUGUUACCAAUAUCCUACUCUGCUCCAGCCUAUUGCAUGGGCUUGGAACCUUCAUCCCAAUCUAA
Messenger RNA from Capra hircus (goat), 729 nucleotides. RefSeq names its product olfactory receptor 8S1-like. Gene Ontology annotation, biological process: G protein-coupled receptor signaling pathway. The transcript has 2 exons. Bases 1 to 729 code for a protein of 242 amino acids. Gene Ontology annotation, molecular function: olfactory receptor activity; G protein-coupled receptor activity. NCBI's taxonomy places the organism in Eukaryota, Metazoa, Chordata, Mammalia, Artiodactyla, Bovidae. Gene Ontology annotation, cellular component: membrane. The record is from RefSeq and is a predicted model, not a curated record.